Molecule: messenger RNA, 2045 nt
Organism: Cuscuta campestris
Lineage: Eukaryota; Viridiplantae; Streptophyta; Magnoliopsida; Solanales; Convolvulaceae
Source: the annotation of a GenBank genome assembly
CGUACUUUAAAAUGAUGACUCCAUUCUUCUUCAUAUCAAUAAAGUCAACAAGCUUUCCAGGAGCACAUGUUUUAUCUUUCUUUCCACAUUUCCAAGACACUCUAUUUCUGUGAUCUCAUCUACACGCUUCCCCUCCGCCAAAGAACCGCCGUCUCCUCCACCACCCCUCCGGAGACAGCCGGCGAACUGUAUCGAAUCCAAAACCAAUUUAACAUUCUCUCCUGAAUUAAUUGUUCGAUUUCAGAAAUGGGUAAUUAUUGCUGUGUUACCUCCAGUGUCAAGCCGCCUCCACAUUCUCACUCGGCGGCGAACUCCAACCGGAGAACUGCGUCUCCGCCGCUCGACCACCCGUUGCCGGAGGAGGAAACCGUCAAGGAGGUUCUCUCCGAAACGCCCACUCUUCUCCCCAAGUCCGCACUGCCCGUCGACGAUGGGCCCCACAAAAAUCCACCACUCCCCAAAGAUCAGGAGAAUCGCCAAAACGACGUCGGUCUCACGAAGGCCGCUGCUGCAGCGGCGGCGGAUGCGGUGGAUUCCGUUCCCGACGACCUCUCGGGAGGUUUCUCCGGCUCUGAGAUCUGCAGCACUCUCAGCGAGAGCGUUCCCGCCACUGCGGCGUCUGGCAAGCUAGAUGACGUCACGCAGAGGUCUCCGGCAAGCGUACUAAAGGGGCCAUUUCCCGGAGAGGCGAGAAGAGAGAGGAUCUCGGAACCGUCGCCCGGCCGAGUUAGAUCCGGGGCUGGGAGAGGUUCUUCCGGCCGGCCAUCCGGGAACGUGCCGCGGAAGGGGAGUCCUGAAAAAAUUGGGCGGAGGUCAGUUUCGCCGGCGACGAGGACGGGAAUCGGCUGCGCGGAAACGGGUUUGGGUCGGACUCCAACAAUGCGGAAAUCGGGAAAGUCACCGGGUCGGGUGAGAUCCGACAUGAGCGACAAGAUCCGGAUGUUGGAGGGAAGCUUUAAGAACCAUAACAAUGGCGGCCAAAAGUGGGAAUCAACAAAGAGUAAGGAGUCCCUUGAAAACCCACUUGUGUCCCUCGAAUGCUUCAUAUUCCUUUAGAGUUUGUACAUGUACAAGAUUGUGAAAUGGGGGUUACUUUCGUCCUUUCAGUUGGCCUGAACUUCCAAAGGAUGAUGGCAUAUAUCAAUUCGCAAAGUCUUUAUACCAAGAAAAUCUGAGCAGAAUUUUUAGCUUUAUACAUGCAAGUGAACAAGAGCAGCGUACCAGUGAUAUUCCGAUUGUUUCGGGUGUAGGUUCUAGUCCUACAGUGCUUGAAAGUCAGACUACACAAUCAAGCGUUCAAGUUAUUCUUAACCCUAACAUUUCCAAGACCAAGGGGAGAAAGAAGGAGAACAAAUGUUGGAAAUCAAGCCUUGAAGUAGCAACAAGUGGCCAACGUCGGUGUAGUAUUUGUCGAGAAAUUGGACACAACGCAACCACUUGCAAGAAAAAAAAUGUUGAGGCUAUUGUUCCAGAUCGAACAAUAGACCAAGAAUGAGCGGAUUUAGAAGGGCAGAAGUAAAUGAUGUUUUGAUGAUUUCUUGUUAUGUAUUUCAUGUCAUAUCUAGUAAUGUUUGAUGUUUAAAAUUGUUAGUUCGUAUCAUUUGAGACAAUAAUUUUAAUGUAUGAAUAUGUGAAUUGUGAAUUCUAAAAACGAGGAAUAAUCUAGAUGAUGCACUUCAUAUAUAUCACAACCAAAUGAGAAAUAAAUCAAUGAUACAAAAAGUACAUAACUCCACACUACAACCAUCGUGCAUAGUACAUCCUACGUGCAUUUUACAUCCAUAGUAACAUCUAGUUCAAUACAUCGAACAUUCAAUUAACAAGAUUUUGGUACAACAGUAUUGCUACCAACAAGAGAAUACAAAUAUGCAAAAACACUUCUCGUUUCUUGUAUUUGCUGAUUCUUGACUCCAAUGUUGCAUUCUUGGACAGUACCUCUCUUUCACGAACGUUGGCAUCUAUUACUUCUCUUUGUAAGUUCAUGAUAAGGCCUUGAAACUCCUUGGCAGUCUCAUUGCUACUCAUGGUGGCAGUGUCCUUAGUCU